Molecule: messenger RNA, 1226 nt
Organism: Rhinichthys klamathensis goyatoka
Lineage: Eukaryota; Metazoa; Chordata; Actinopteri; Cypriniformes; Leuciscidae
Gene: apex1
Product: APEX nuclease (multifunctional DNA repair enzyme) 1
Exons: 5
Coding region: 194-1126 (310 amino acids)
Biological process (GO): base-excision repair
Cellular component (GO): nucleus
Molecular function (GO): double-stranded DNA 3'-5' DNA exonuclease activity; endonuclease activity; DNA binding
Source: RefSeq, a predicted model, not a curated record
CGGGCACCUCUUAAUGGGGAAACGUGCGCCUCAUCCACACUGCAGAAAGCGUCGUGCCAGUCCGUGUAGAGUAGUUCAUAGUCCUGCUCAGAUUGAGCUAUCAGUGUAAUCUCAACUAAAGAUUAAAGUGUUAGGUGUACGUGUGUGUGCCGUCAGUUUCUUUCGUGUGUGUGGUCUUAAAACAACUGUAAACAUGCCCAAAAGAGCCAAGAAGAACGAGGAAGCUGUGGAUGGGGAGACUGGCAAUGGAACUGCACCUGCAAAGAAAGAGAAAAAAGGGAAAGAGCCAGAGGCCCCAAUUCUGUAUGAAGAUCCUCCAGAUAAGAUGACCAGUAAAGAUGACCGUGCAGCCAACAUGAAAAUCACCUCCUGGAAUGUGGAUGGUCUGCGGGCAUGGGUCAAAAAGAAUGGCCUUGAUUGGGUACGUAAGGAGGACCCAGACGUGCUGUGUCUGCAGGAAACCAAGUGCGCUGAGAAAGCCCUGCCGUCUGAUAUCACUGAAAUGCCCGAGUAUCCACACAAGUAUUGGGCUGGAUCAGAGGAUAAAGAGGGUUACAGUGGAGUGGCCAUGCUCUGCAAGACCGAACCCCUCAGUGUCACCUAUGGUAUUGGUAAAGAGGAACAUGAUAAAGAGGGUCGAGUUAUCACUGCUGAGUUUCCAUCUUUCUUCCUGGUCACGGCGUAUGUGCCCAAUGCCAGCCGUGGUUUGGUGCGUCUGGACUACCGCAAGACCUGGGACGUGGAUUUCCGGGCCUACCUGAGCAGCUUGGACCAGCGCAAGCCCCUGGUGCUGUGUGGCGAUCUGAAUGUGGCCCACCAAGAGAUCGAUCUUAAAAACCCCAAGGGUAACCGCAAGAAUGCAGGCUUCACCCCAGAGGAGCGUGAGGGCUUCACUCAGCUUCUUGAGGCCGGUUUCACCGACAGUUUCCGGGAACUGUAUCCGGAGCAAGCCAAUGCCUACACCUUCUGGACCUACAUGAUGAACUGUCGAGCCAAAAACGUCGGCUGGCGUUUGGACUACUUUGUGCUGUCGGCCGCAUUGCUCCCGGGUCUGUGUGACAGCAAGAUCCGAAACACGGCCAUGGGAAGUGACCACUGUCCUAUUACCCUGUAUUUGGCUGUGUAGGUGAGGUUUCUCAGGGCCACAACCAUUCAGUUCCAUAAAGAGAGUUCACAUUUUAGUGCUUCAUGCAUAUACACAGAAGGGUCUAGUCAGUCCUAUUAGU